AUGCUCAUCGACGGUGAAAAGUGGGCCUGUGAAGCUUGCGUUCGCGGUCACCGAGUGACCACCUGCAAGCACCAUGAUCGACCAUUAAUCCACAUCAACCGAAAGGGCCGUCCCUUUGCAACCUGCUCGGUCUGCAACUGCACGCCGUGCGAGGCGCCCGAGGAUCACGCCAAGCUCAAACGCGAGGCCGACGCCAGAUGUCAAGCAUCAAAAAGAGCCGCCGGCAGAUCUCCUCGUUCCACCUCGGUGGGCUCCCUGAAGCCGAUUGCGCCGCGUCCUGCGCCGUCGUCCACGGGCGGUGGUAGCAGUGGUGGUGCAGGUGCAGGAUUCCGGCGCGACUCCCACUCUCCCCCGACAGGGGACUAUGACGAUCAUCGCCCUCGGUCCAUCAUCUCCGUGAGCCCGCCGCCACCUCCACCACCCCCAUCAUCCCAGCUGUGCCACCAGCAGCAGCAGCAGCAGGGUCUCAUCCCCGGUACGCCCGGCAGCAGUCCCAUCUACCUGCCCGGCACCAGCACCAGCACCGCCUACCCGUCCCCAUCAUACUGCACGAUAAGUGACAUCCCCAGCUCGCUGAGCAUGGUCAACCCGCUCGACUUCGAGAACGGGGUCGGGGUCGGGGUCUCCUCCUACGCAGACAGCGCGUCCGCCGCCGCCAUCUACGCCCUCGAAGACCUCGACGUCAAUGCUCUGCCCGCCGACGUCUUCCAGGGCGAUUGGUCGUGGCUAUCGUUAUCGGAGGAGGCGGCCCUCCGGGACGAGGUAUAA
This is a messenger RNA of Aspergillus fijiensis CBS 313.89, 768 nucleotides long. RefSeq names its product putative Cu-dependent DNA-binding protein. The transcript has 3 exons. Gene Ontology annotation, biological process: intracellular iron ion homeostasis; positive regulation of transcription by RNA polymerase II; intracellular copper ion homeostasis. The record is from RefSeq and is a predicted model, not a curated record. Gene Ontology annotation, cellular component: nucleus. Gene Ontology annotation, molecular function: DNA-binding transcription factor activity, RNA polymerase II-specific; RNA polymerase II cis-regulatory region sequence-specific DNA binding; copper ion binding. NCBI's taxonomy places the organism in Eukaryota, Fungi, Ascomycota, Eurotiomycetes, Eurotiales, Aspergillaceae. Bases 1 to 768 code for a protein of 255 amino acids.